This is a messenger RNA of Neoarthrinium moseri, 657 nucleotides long. RefSeq lists its product as uncharacterized. The record is from RefSeq and is a predicted model, not a curated record. Lineage: Eukaryota; Fungi; Ascomycota; Sordariomycetes; Amphisphaeriales; Apiosporaceae. Gene Ontology annotation, molecular function: hypoxanthine phosphoribosyltransferase activity. Gene Ontology annotation, cellular component: cytoplasm. The transcript is spliced from 2 exons. Bases 1 to 657 code for a protein of 218 amino acids. Gene Ontology annotation, biological process: GMP salvage; XMP salvage; hypoxanthine metabolic process.
AUGGUCGAGAAGAUCUACAUCACAUACAAUGACGUGCACAAGCUGUGCCAGGAGUCGGCCGUCAAGAUCCUCAGUGAUUUCGAGCCCAACCUGAUGAUCGCCAUCGGCGGCGGCGGCUACGUGCCCGCCCGCAUCCUGCGCUCCUUCCUCAAGCGCGCCGGCUCGCCCAACAUCCCCAUCCAGGCCAUCGGCCUGUCGCUGUACGAGCAGCUGCCCGAGAUGGACCCCAAGAGCGGCACCUCGACCCCGGGCGCCGUCGAGCAGAUCGGCCACCGCGUCACCCGCACCCAGUGGCUCGACCUCAGCAGCCUGGGCGGCAUGGAGAACCUGGUCGGCAAGCGCAUCCUCAUCGUCGACGAGGUUGACGACACCCGUACCACGCUCGAGUACGCCGUCAAGGAGCUGGAGAAGGACGUCGAGGCCGUCCGCCAGAAGCUCGGCAGCACCGAGGAGACAAGGUUCGCCAUCUUCGUCCUGCACAACAAGGACAAGCCGAAGAAGGGCACCCUGCCCAGCUCCAUCAUGACCGAGCACAACUACCACGCCUCGAGGACGGUCGACGACGUGUGGAUCUGCUAUCCCUGGGAGGCCCUCGACAUUGAGGAGCACGACGAGCUGGCCAGGAAGCAGACCAACACCUCCGGGAGCGCAAACUAG